This is a messenger RNA of Grosmannia clavigera kw1407, 2532 nucleotides long. Its product is annotated as c6 zinc finger domain containing protein. Gene Ontology annotation, cellular component: nucleus. The record is from RefSeq and is a predicted model, not a curated record. The transcript is spliced from 3 exons. NCBI's taxonomy places the organism in Eukaryota, Fungi, Ascomycota, Sordariomycetes, Ophiostomatales, Ophiostomataceae. Gene Ontology annotation, biological process: cellular response to starvation; regulation of DNA-templated transcription. The coding region runs from base 1 to 2532 and encodes 843 amino acids. Gene Ontology annotation, molecular function: DNA-binding transcription factor activity, RNA polymerase II-specific; RNA polymerase II transcription regulatory region sequence-specific DNA binding; zinc ion binding.
AUGAUGGACGAGAUGGACACCAACGAGGGAGAGCUCUCAGACGCCCUAUCUGAGAACGAGUACGACGACGUACACUUGCAGCUUCUCGGAGAGAGGGAUGAUCACGAAGACCACACCGACGAUCACCAAGACGACGAUCACGACUACGACAGCGCCAUGGACAAGCGGACAGAUUCCAAGUCCAUCAAGACGGAGGCUGGACUGGAGAGUACUGCCCCCGAGCCUAAGAAGAAGUACGAUCCUAAGGACCCUCUGCGUCCUCGGAGGAAGAAGGCUCGCCGUGCCUGUUAUGCGUGCCAGCGGGCUCAUCUGACUUGUGGCGAUGAGCGUCCGUGCCAGAGGUGUAUCAAGAGAGGCCUCGCAGACGGCUGCCAGGAUGGCGUUCGCAAAAAGGCUAAGUAUCUACACGAUGCUCCGGCAGAUGCCCUGCGACCAGUGCUGGGCCCCAACUUCAACGCUGGCACAACGGCGGCCGUGACGACGACGACGACGCCAUCUCGAACCAACGGCCAUCGUCACCCGUCCAGCGCCGGCUCCGACGUCUCCGUGUCCAACGUCGGCACCUUUUACGCUCAGUCCAACACGGCACCCUACAGCGUGUUCUCGUCGGGUCAGACUCCCUCAGGCACGCUGGCCGAGAAUCUGACGUUCCCGGGACCACAGUCGCCCGUCUCGCCCAGCUUUGUGUCGACGUCUGGAGCAGACGGAGCUGCCGCCCAGAUGAACCGCAUCGAUCUGACAGCAGCGGCAGCGGCAGCAGGCCUGAGCAGCUUCUCACCGGCCCUCUUCGAUCCUAGCAAUCCGGCGCUGUUCAACUUCAACCUGGAGGGCAUCAACUUUGGCAGUCAGUAUGCAGCUAUGGAGUUCGACAUGCUGGGCCACAUGUCCUCUGGUGCAGCCGACGACGCAAACGACCCGACGUCCUCCCUCUCCCAGCAGCCUGGCGGUGGUGUGGGCGGCUUUCCCCCGGCGGACGUCUUUGGCGGCGGCGCGAGCCAGACGCUCUUCAGCGGCGGUGCCUCGGGCACGGCGAACGGGCUGGUGAACGACUUCAUCGGCCUGGACUCGUCGACAAACGGGUUCUACUCACAGGGCAACCUCCAGCACGGUCUCCCGCACGCCUACGCCAUCGCUGCGGCGCCUCCGAGCCUGCAGAGCCCUAGCACAGACAACAACAGCCCACAAGCGACCGGCUACGGCUUCGAAGGAUCUCCGACCAUGGCGACAUAUGCCGGUUCCACCGGAGGUGUAGCCAACGGGAACGGCCAUGUGGGCCAGGUGCUGAGCGGUGUCCGGGCUUCAGUGGCUCAGGCACAGCAGCAGCAGCACCAACAGCAACAACACCAGCACCAGACCCCACACCAGCACCAGCACCAACUGCAGCAGCACAAAGCUAGGUCGGCCAUGGCAAAGCUGCUGCCACAGUCGAUUCUGGGCAAGCGACACCGAGACCCGUCGUCGGUGUACGAGAUGGUCAAGGAGCCGCACAUGUAUGUGGCCGGUUUCCAUCGGCUCAUCGCGCUGUUGCAGCGACGGUUCUCGGCCAGCAAGAUAGUGCGGAUCGCCAAGGCGCUGUCGAGCAUCCGGCCGUCGUUCAUCUCGUGCACGCGAACGCUGAACCGGCAAGACUUGGUGUUUAUGGAAAAGUGCUUUCAGCGCACGCUCUUCGAGUACGAGGAGUUCAUGUCGCAGGUGUCGAGCCCGGCGAUUGUCUGCCGGCGGACAGGCGAGGUGGCUGCCGUCAACAAGGAGUUCACCGCGCUGACGGGCUGGACGAAGGAGGUGUUGCUGGGCAAGGCGCCCAACCUGAACGUGAACAUGGGCCUAUCGUCGGCCGUGGCAGCGGCAGGCGGUACUGGAGCGGGAUCCGGUGCUGCAGCCGGAGCUGGAGGCGGAGCAGCUGGAGCAGCCGGCAGCGUGUCGGUGGGCGGCGGUUCAUCAACGGGCAGUAUGGACGUCGGUACGACCAGCAGUAACGGCAACGCCAACAGCAGCAGCAGCACAAACGGCGGAACGAAUAGCGGGCGAUCGGGACUGUCGACGCCGCGGUUGCGGGCGCUGAACGCCGAGGCAAUCAAGGCGUCAGAGGGCAAGGCGCAGCCGAUGUUCAUUGCGGAGCUGAUGGACGACGACAACGUGAUUGAGUUCUACGAGGACUUUGCCCAUCUGGCGUUUGGCGACAGCCGCGGGUCGGUGAACCGCAAGUGCCGGCUGCUCAAGUACCGGACGCGGGAGAUGCUAGACAGCUCUGCGGGCGGCGAGUUGGGGUCAUCGGCGGCGGGCUCUCAGUCGGGCUCACGUCCGGGAACAGCAGGCCAGCAGUCAGGCAAUGGCAGCGGCACUGCAGCGACGGGAGUCGGCAGCAGCAGUAUCCUCAGCAACCGGGUGGCCCGUAUCGACGGCGAGCAUGGCAUCUCCAAGAUUGAGCGCGACGGCAAGCUGGAAUGCUCGUACUGCUGGCACAUCCGACGCGAUACGUUUGACAUUCCCAUGAUGAUUGUGAUGAAUGAGCCGCAUCAGCUGGCCGUUUAG